Molecule: messenger RNA, 861 nt
Organism: Thlaspi arvense
Lineage: Eukaryota; Viridiplantae; Streptophyta; Magnoliopsida; Brassicales; Brassicaceae
Source: the annotation of a GenBank genome assembly
AUGGCGUCGGUUUACUCCACCCUAACCUACUGGCUCGUGGACCACCCCAACAUCGCCAACUUCACGUGGACCGAAGGUGAAACCCUUGGCUCCACCGUAUUCUUUGUCUCCGUCGUAGUCUCCGUUUACCUCUCCGCCACAUUCCUCCUCCGAUCCGUCAUCGAGUCACUCCCUUCACUCGGUCCUCGCAUUCUCAAACCCAUCACGGCCAUCCACAGCCUUAUCCUCUGCCUACUCUCCAUAGUCAUGGCCGUCGGUUGCACUCUCUCCCUGACCUCGGGUCCGACGGCGCGUGUCCUACACGCGGUCUGUUUGCCCGUCGACACGAAACCUAGCGGACCGCUUUUCUUCUGGGCUCAGGUGUUCUACCUCUCGAAGAUCUUCGAGUUCGGAGACACAGUCCUCAUCAUACUCGGCAAAGCAACCCACCGGCUCUCGUUCCUCCACGUGUACCACCACGCGACGGUUGUGGUCAUGUGCUUCAUCUGGCUCCGAACCCGCCAGUCGAUGUUUCCGGUAGGGCUCGUGACGAACUCGACGGUACACGUCAUCAUGUACGGUUACUACUUCCUAUGCGCCGUCGGGUCGAGGCCCAAGUGGAAGAGGUUGGUGACGGAUUGUCAGAUUACGCAGUUUUUCCUUGGCUUCGUGAUAUCCGGUUGGAUGUUCCGAGAACAUUUAUUCGGGUCGGGUUGCUCCGGGAUUUGGGGAUGGUGUUUUACCUUUGCGUUUAAUGCUUCUCUCUUGGCUCUCUUCUUCAACUUCUAUUUCAAGAACUAUGUGAAGAAGACAACACUAGAGAGGUUGGCCAAAAAAGCGAUUGAUUAUUAUUAUUCAAAAGAAACGAGUAAAUUGUCUUGA